AUGGUCACGUUAACAGAAGACGAGGUCGACGACCUCCUCUACUUUGCGCGGGCCAACGAAGCAGCCGACCUCGCGGACACGCUCGCCGCGCUCGUCGCCAAGGCCGGCGGCGAUGCCACGCCUCUCAGUAUCUUGGCUGCCGCCGUCGAUGCCGGCAAGAACACGCCCCUGCACAUGGCUGCCGGGAAUGGACAUUUGGACAUUGUCACCCUCAUCCUCUCUCAGAUCAAGGAGGGACAGGGGCAGACCGCCUCCCCCGCCCCCGCCCGCCAGGCCUUUUUGGACGCCACCAACGCCUUUGGCAACACGGCGCUGCACUGGGCGGCCAUGAACGGGCACCUGGCCGUGGUGCGGGCGCUGGUCGAGCAGGCGGGCGCGUCGCCGGCGCUGGCCAACGACAAGAACUAUGUGGCGCUGGACCUGGCGGGGCUCCACGACCAGGUGGCGGUGGUGGACUACUUUUUGGCGUCGGCGGAGAAGGCGGAGAAGGCGGAGGAGGCGGCGACGGUGGCGUCCUCCUCCUCCAAAAAGGACAACGGCCAAGGCGCCCGUCUCGACCGUGCGACGGCCGCGCUGGAUCUGAACAAGGAGCCCAACGCAGACGACAACGACGACGAGGAGGAGGAAGAAGAGGUGGUGGUGAUGACGGCCAAGCGAGAGGGCGACGAAAUUGUCUUUGAUGCGGAGAAAAAGUAG
Molecule: messenger RNA, 696 nt
Organism: Sporothrix schenckii 1099-18
Lineage: Eukaryota; Fungi; Ascomycota; Sordariomycetes; Ophiostomatales; Ophiostomataceae
Product: ankyrin repeat containing protein yar1
Exons: 2
Coding region: 1-696 (231 amino acids)
Molecular function (GO): protein binding
Source: RefSeq, a predicted model, not a curated record